GUGCAGGAAAUCGCUCUCUUUUCCGAGUUUAGAAAUUUAAAAAUAUCGAUUUCAUCAACUUUUGCUGAUGGGAAUAUGGAAAAGCUGCAAUCUUUGAAAUGGGUUUUCUACGAUGCAGCGAAAAUAAACCGAAAUUAAGCGAAACUCCUUUGUUUUUUUGACUUCAAUGUCUGCUUAUUUCCAUCACAACCAUCGUGGCUUUGAAUCGCUUCAGAAUUCUCGAAAUCUGUCCCUCUUUUUUCGUCAGUGGAAAAAUGGGUAUAGAAGGAAACUAGUUUGAAUCGAGAGAGAGAAAGAGGGGAAAGUUUGAAUCUUGAUUUCUGAAUAAUUUGGUUUGUUUUUUUAAUUUUGAUGAAUUUUGUUGUGUGAAAGAAAAAAAUGUCGGAUCUUUACGGAAGCAAUGAAUCUGAAGACAUGUCUUCUUUUAUUCAAAUUCUUCUCCAAAAUUCUUCGUCUUCCGCCGCCGUCAGCGACGGCGCUGCGGCGGCCGGAGGGUUUUUCGGCGGCGGAGGGGCGGUGGCGGAGUCCUCCACCAGCAUCAGUUUCUCUGAUCCCAGCUGCUUCUUCGCCGGUGGGCCGAGUGGCAAGAAUCUUGCUUCCAAUUGUGAGGGAGGUGAAGCUUUUGAUAUACCGGUGAAUCCGGCUCCACCUCGUUCUUCGAAGAGAAGUAGAGCUGCUGAAGUCCACAAUUUAUCAGAAAAGAGGAGGCGAAGUCGGAUCAACGAAAAACUGAAAGCGCUUCAGAAUCUGAUUCCAAAUUCUAACAAGACUGACAAGGCAUCUAUGUUGGAUGAAGCCAUUGAAUAUCUCAAACAGCUUCAACUCCAAGUUCAGAUGUUGACAAUGAGGAACGGGUUGAGUUUGCACCCCGGCUACUCCCUGCAGUCGUUGCUAGCACCCUCACCCGGUCUAGCCAUAGACGAAGGCAAUCCACUGCUGCACACAAACAGAGGCACAGACGCGCUCUCUAGGGACCAAGAUGUCUUCCUGCAGAGCUCCGUUGCACCCAUGAACCUCGGGCCCUCAGCCCUGCCAACGCUCGUGCCCUCCACACAAAACGCUGCAAACUCUGCAAUGCUCCCGAGCUAUGCACCGCCGUUGCAGCAGAACCGUUACGGACUGCUCAACCAUAUAGCCUCCACGAAGGAUAUUUGCAGGGACGACGCGUUGUCAAGAUUGAACAGUUCGUCACCGGGGUUCCCUUUCCCCUUCCCCGCCCUCUCUGGCGCGACUGUCUUCUUCUCCUUCUCCCACAGAAGUCAAAAUGCCUCAAUCUCCACACUAAAAUACUUCUCACAAAAAAAAAUGUCGGAUGGCAAAGGCAAACCCGCGUUCCUCAACGACCAGCUCUCAAAACGCACCACCAUCUUCGGCCUCCGCCUCUGGGUCGUCGUCGGCAUCUGCGUCGGCGCCGCCAUCGUCAUCCUCCUCUUCCUCCUCUCCCUCUGCUUCACCUCCCGCCGAAACAAGUCCAAAACUUUGACAAAUAAAAACCCCACCUUUAUCCCCACCGUCUCCAGAGAAAUACAGGAAAUCCGGGUCGACCCGCCUAUUUCGGACCCGGAUCCGGAGCCAGCCCACGUGGAGGUGAAGAAGGGUGAUCAGGACGGCGGGGGGCCGGAGGUUUCGCAUCUGGGGUGGGGACACUGGUACACGCUGAGGGAGCUGGAGGAGGCUACUAAUGAGUUUGCUGAUGAGAAUGUGAUUGGGGAGGGUGGGUAUGGGAUUGUUUAUAAGGGUGUUUUGGAGGGGGAUCAUAAGGUUGCUGUCAAGAAUUUGCUCAAUAACAGGGGUCAAGCGGAGAGAGAGUUUAAGGUUGAGGUGGAGGCGAUUGGGCGUGUGAGGCACAAGAAUUUGGUGAGGUUGCUUGGUUAUUGUGCUGAAGGAACUCACAGGAUGCUUGUUUAUGAGUAUGUGAACAGUGGGAAUUUAGAGCAAUGGCUUCAUGGAGAUGUAGGGCCGUGCAGCCCUCUUACAUGGGAGAUUCGAAUGAACAUCAUUCUUGGAACUGCAAAAGGCUUGACGUAUUUGCACGAGUGCCUUGAGCCUAAGGUGGUCCACCGCGACAUUAAAUCGAGCAACAUCUUGCUGGACCGGCAGUGGCACGCCAAGGUGUCCGAUUUUGGCCUUGCGAAGCUCAUAGGCUCAGAGAAGAGCUACAUCACCACGCGAGUCAUGGGAACGUUUGGCUACGUCGCCCCUGAAUAUGCCAGCACCGGGAUGUUGAAUGAGAGGAGCGAUGUCUACAGCUUUGGCAUCCUCGUGAUGGAGAUCAUCACCGGGAGGAACCCGGUGGACUAUGGCCGCCCUACCGGGGAGGUAAACCUGGUCGAUUGGCUUAAAACAAUGGUCUCCAACCGCGACUCCGAGGGCGUGUUAGAUCCAAAAUUACCCGAUAAGCCCUCUACGCGAGCAUUGAAGCGCGCCCUUUUGGUUGCGUUGAGAUGUGUGGACCCGAAUGCCCAAAAAAGGCCGAAGAUGGGCCAUGUAGUCCACAUGCUCGAAGCGGACGAUUUCCCUUUUCGUGAUGAUCGCAGAGGAGGCGUGAAGGAGCAGCAUGGGAAAUCAAGUCGCGAUGGCGCCAUGCCAAUGGAGAAGCGGUUGAGCGAGCCGGGUGACAGCAGCGGAUACGAGAGCAGCGUCCAAACGGAUAGGACGAUGUUGAGGAAGAGGGAAGGAGACGAUGAGCAGUAGAAAGGCCGUUCGAGACGACACGCCUUUCUAUGUAAAUACUGUGAUUUUUGCCUCAGCUUUUGACAUGAAAGGUGAUCAUAGCUCAUUUCAUGUUGAUAUAAUAUAGCAACUGUUAUAGAGUGUUACUAAAGAUAUAUAUAGUGUUUACAAUAUGAUUCAUUUGUGAUUUUGAUUGAAUUGAAAGGCUGUGUAUGUUUCCACAUAAUGCAAAGCAAAUUUGUUUGACAAUUUUCUCAGAUGUAAUUAUUGUAAGCAAUAUAUGUUGGAAGUUAUUGCAGAUUCUUCUCUGUGGAUCAAA
Molecule: messenger RNA, 2992 nt
Organism: Salvia splendens (bonfire salvia)
Lineage: Eukaryota; Viridiplantae; Streptophyta; Magnoliopsida; Lamiales; Lamiaceae
Product: probable serine/threonine-protein kinase At1g01540
Exons: 12
Coding region: 379-2694 (771 amino acids)
Biological process (GO): protein phosphorylation
Molecular function (GO): ATP binding; protein kinase activity; protein dimerization activity
Source: RefSeq, a predicted model, not a curated record